Eremomyces bilateralis CBS 781.70 is the source of this 1390-nucleotide messenger RNA. RefSeq lists its product as uncharacterized. NCBI's taxonomy places the organism in Eukaryota, Fungi, Ascomycota, Dothideomycetes, Eremomycetales, Eremomycetaceae. The transcript has a single exon. The record is from RefSeq and is a predicted model, not a curated record. The coding region runs from base 490 to 1149 and encodes 219 amino acids.
GUGGCUGCUCAGGGCUGACAGUACGUUGCUUCUGCUCACCGUCCAUCGCGACGCUUCGUGCGUUUCCCCUCGUCGCGUUUGCGGCUGAGCUGGUGGGCGUUUUGCGGUGGACUAUGAAUGGAACGCCUGCGAGGGAGGGCGUUGACGGUUGGAUGUUUGGUGAGGUUCCUUUGCCGGCCUUAUUAGGUCGAGGUGGGUGCCAGUUUUGGACUUUUCGCCCUUGUCAAUCUUAUACUGCGCGUUUGAGAGUCCUGUUCCGCAUCGCGAUACGUCACUUCUACACAGCGCUCCUUGGGCUGAAAUUCUGAGUCGCAUAUUGUACGGCACAAGUCGCGUUGUUCUGGAUCAUCUUAUCCUGCCUGCUGGCCAGAACAUUGGGCGCAAAAGAAAACUUCACCCUCCUUCUCUCUACAAUCUCUCAUAAGUCCCGCUUGUCGAGUCUACUUCUGCGAACCCUUUCAAGUCCUACAAGUCUUUCUUAUCUUCGACAUGGCGCCAUGGCCUCAAAAUAACGGAGCGCCGAAACCAUCGCAACCCUCAACAACAAAGCCUGCUCAGUCAGAUGACCUUCGGCCCGCAAGUAUCGCCGCAGGAGUCGUCUUUGGCAUCUAUCUUGUCAUAUUCGCCAUACUCGGCACCUGCACCAUCGUCCAGUACAUCGGCCGACGAAAUCGCAAGCCCCAACCCAUCCCCGAGUAUCUCCGCCCGUCGAAUCCCGCCUACCUAUCCCGCACCGGCAACAACGCCAGCUUCCUGGCCCAGGACGUUCAUAAUCCGCGUCGCGACGGCGCGCAGGACCCGAAGAAAGGAUCCGAAGUGGUAACGCGUGAUCUCGGGAGCGGUCCGAUCGGGACGCCGCCAGUCGGACCGGAGGUGUAUGUUGUGUCGCCGCAGCGCACGCCAGGGGUUUCGGCGGUGGAGGCGCCGCUCAUUCCGCUAAAGGCGACAAGGCAUGGUCAUCCGGAUGUUUUGAGGCGGGAAGAGAGCGGCUAUAGCUUGCGAGAUGCGGCGGGUUAUGGGGAUUCGGACAGUGACACUGAUACUGUGACGGGGUUGGAGCGUCGGGUUAGCGAUGUGAGCGAUGUCACUGUUGAUUCGACGCGGCGAUAUUACUAUCCAGAGGCUUAUCGGGGGAAUAAUCAACAGUAAUGAUGAAAUGAUAAGUUGGAUACCCCGUUUUUAUGAUGCUUUUCAAUGAGCGGGGAAAGAUUUCUAUGUCUGUCCAGGUACCCCUCUGUCUCAUCGCACUAUCUUUCCCGCGACGAGCGAUACGGUGUUCCGAUUUCGGCAUCCAUUUAUUGGAAUAUUUGAGCCGCAGAGCGAUUAUCAUGGCAUAGGUGCGGAGUAACGAACAAUUCAUUAUCUUAUCGGUCUUCAUGUCAAUAAACAC